AUGCCCCAGAUCCACCGCAAGCGGGCGAGCAUGGCGGCGGUAGGCGGCGACGCGGCGAGCAUGGUGGCGGUGGGCCUGGUGUGGGGCGCCACGAACGCGCUGAUGCGCCGGGGCGCGCUCGUCUGGGACCGCCGCUCCCGCUCCCUUCCUGCCGGCACCGGCGCCGUCCGGCGGUGGGCCGACCUCCUGCUCACGUGGCAGUACUCGGCGCCGUUCCUCGCCAACCUCUCGGCCUCCGCCGCCUUCUUCCGCCUCCUCGGCGACUCGCCCAUCUCCGUCGCCGUGCCAGUCACCAACGCCACCACCUUCGCCGCCACCGCCGUCGCCGCCGCGCUCCUCAGGGAGGCCACCCGCGCCGCGCCCGCCGCGCUCGGCACCGCGCUCAUCGUCCUCGGCGUCUGGGUCUGCAUUGUCUAA
Molecule: messenger RNA, 417 nt
Organism: Triticum turgidum subsp. durum (durum wheat)
Lineage: Eukaryota; Viridiplantae; Streptophyta; Magnoliopsida; Poales; Poaceae
Source: the annotation of a GenBank genome assembly